Pseudo-nitzschia multistriata is the source of this 1805-nucleotide messenger RNA. NCBI's taxonomy places the organism in Eukaryota, Bacillariophyta, Bacillariophyceae, Bacillariales, Bacillariaceae. The record is from the annotation of a GenBank genome assembly.
GUCGAAUGACACAAAGAACGGCAGGUACAAGUAGAUCCACUGAAAUUACCAACAAAAAGGCUGCUGUAGUCAUUGCUCUUAAUGAUCACUGCUGUAGCAUUUCAAAUAGGAUAACAACUGGGGAUUGACAACGAGAGCGUGCAUAGCUAAAGCAGAGGAAAACGUUGAAACAAAUCGAUACAGACGAAUAUCUUCACCAUGUGGUGUUUGGUGUCUCUAAUACAGUGGCCUUUGACUUCGGCCCGAAGUCCAGUGUUCACGAGAACUCGAAACAAGGCAAUGGAGCUAAGGAAUUUCUCGGCACACAAUCGCGGGUCGAAGCGCCAAAACCAAUGGUUGCAUACGGGUUACGACCGCAGACGCCACUCUGACGUUAAUCGCUCGACCGGCCGUUUCUUCUUUGCGAUGACGACCAUGGCGUCAGCGAUUUCCAUAUUCGUAAUGGGAAACUUGAAAUCAGAGAUAGAAUUGAAAGCUUUAAGGAGUGGUAAGGAAGAGAAGAAGUGAAAAUUAAAUAUUGAUAUUCGAAUCGAAAGCUUCAUGUAUUUCAAGUAUCGUUUGGAAACACGCAAACCAGUUUUCGGUGUUUUGGGUGGUGCACCUUAAAUUGGUGAUGUUCAGGUACAAUACGGCACAAGAAUUUUUCUACGGAAGUGUAGUCAACUUGAGCUUAUAUUGAUUUGAUGAUAUUGAUAAACGAAUUUUAUAGAACGUGGCACUAUUGUAUACAGCAGGAAUAAAGGCUUCGAGGAGAGUACAGAUGCUUUCCCAGUGCAAACAGAAACGCAGCAAUCGGUAUAAAUUUCAAACCUCAGUUGGGCAUUUUCGUCCGAAAGAGAUCAGCAUUUUAUUUGCUGCUGUUUCACAUCGAGAACUAAAUGAUCGACGUCAGCGAUUAUGGUUUCGGUGUAGUAAUUUCCCCUCAUUGCCUAGUCUCUUCUUUGCACAGAUCAUUCUCUUCUAUAUUUUUGGUUUAUUGAAAUGGUUUGUCAUCGUCCAGAAUAUCGACAUCGAUCACAGCACCUUUGUCGACGCCUGAAUCACUAGUGUUUUUUCUUGUUUCCGAGGUUCGUGUAGUCGACGCCUGCUGCUGUUGCUGCGGAGGCGUUGAAAAUAAGUCGAAAAUGCUCUGUCCUCCCAUUGGCGAAUUGAGAUCAUCAAUGCUCGUCCUGCCGGAUACAUUGUUGAUUCCUGUGUUGUCGUCAUUGGCUUGCAACACCGCUCCACAACUGAAGCAAAUAGAUUGGGCUGGCAUCACAUCGUCUACGACGUUUGUGCCACUGCUUUUUGUUUUCAUGACGGUGGCCGGCGCUCCGCAAUUCGGACAUUCUCCUUUCACGGUGUUUAGUGACGACCAUACCUGAAAUCCAACCGUUGCCAGCAAUGGCAACAAAAAUGCGAGCAACAAAAACGAGUUAAAAAUGCCCAAGACGAACCCCCCGAGUGGAGAGAUGAAAAACCCGACCACCAGAAGCAAGGAACCAACGCUCUUGGCAACCUCUGAAAUCUCGUUCUUGUCUCCUCCUCCGCCUCCGCUGCCUCCGGGUGGUAAAUUGUACAUCGAUAGACUGGUCGUCGAGGACGAAUACCAUGGCUUGAUGCUUCGUGCAUUCUGGGCGUAAACUUCGUGAAAGGUUGUCCGUUGCAAGUUAGUCCUGCCGUCCGCCGGGGAGAUAAAACGCGACAACUGUGGCUGUACUAACUUCUUCGAUGAUAUCGUGAAAGCAUUCGAAGUUGACCUCAACAGUAAGAAGGGAGCUAGCACUAGAACCGACGAGAGGAAGCUACGGAACUUAGUGUCUGUU